This is a messenger RNA of Lolium rigidum, 399 nucleotides long. RefSeq names its product chitin elicitor receptor kinase 1-like. The record is from RefSeq and is a predicted model, not a curated record. NCBI's taxonomy places the organism in Eukaryota, Viridiplantae, Streptophyta, Magnoliopsida, Poales, Poaceae. The transcript has a single exon. Bases 1 to 399 code for a protein of 132 amino acids.
AUGGGACCUCCGCUCCUCCCCACGCCGCUCUUCCUCCUCCUCCUCCUCCCCGCCGGCUCCAACACCGCCGCCGCCGCGGGGGACGGCUGCAGCGUGGGCACGGGCUGCGACCUCGCGCUGGGCUCCUACCUCGUGGGCACGGACCAGAACGCCACUUACAUCGGCCAGCUCUUCGGGCUCGGGGACAACUACCGCCUUCUCCAACCCUACAACCCCGGGCGGCCCAACCUCGACUACAUCCUCGUCGGGGACCGCGUCAACGUCUCCUUCGCCUGCCGCUGCCUCGCGCGGCCCACCGACCCGGCCGCCACCUACCUCGCUGGCUCCUUCCCGCACCAGGUCGUCACGGGGCAGACCUACACCAGCAUCGCCGCCCAGUACAACAACCUCACCGUGUAA